Molecule: messenger RNA, 1025 nt
Organism: Amblyraja radiata (thorny skate)
Lineage: Eukaryota; Metazoa; Chordata; Chondrichthyes; Rajiformes; Rajidae
Gene: pudp
Product: pseudouridine 5'-phosphatase
Exons: 4
Coding region: 80-784 (234 amino acids)
Molecular function (GO): phosphatase activity
Source: RefSeq, a predicted model, not a curated record
GGUGGAGCCCGGAGGGGCCGGAGUCUUCACUUCACUCCGCGCUGCGGCUGCUCGGCCCGUCACUCACAGUGCCUGCAACAUGGCGGCGGCGGCGAGGAGAUGCGCGCCUUACCGGCCCGUCACCCACAUCAUCUUCGACAUGGACGGCCUGUUGCUGGACACGGAGAGGCUGUACACCAUAGCAUUCGACGAAGUUUGCUCCCGUUAUAACAAGAGAUUUAAGUGGGACUUGAAGGGCUUAAUUAUGGGAAUGCGGGCCUUGGACGGGGCCGCAGUUAUUUGCGAGAAGCUGGAGCUCCCCAUCUCCCCAGAAGAGUUGAUGACACAAGCUGCUAUUUUGCAGACCAACCUGUUCCCCACCGCCGAGCUGAUGCCAGGUGCCAAGAAGUUAGUGUGUCACCUCGUUAAGCACUGUGUACCCAUAGCAGUGGGCACCAGCUCAUUGACGAAGAUGUUUGAACUGAAGACAAGCAGACACAAGGAGUUCUUCGCCUUAUUCCACCACAUUAUACGUGGCGACCAUCCCGAAGUGAAGAACAGCAAGCCGCACCCCGACACCUUCGUGGUCUCUGCGAAGGAAUUUGACCCUCCAGCGUGCCCUGCAGAUUGCCUUGUGUUUGAAGAUUCCCCGAAUGGAGUGACGGCAGCGUUGACAGCAGGGAUGCAGGUGGUCCACGUUCCAGACCCCCAGCUGGACCCGGAGCUCACAAAGUCGGCAACCCUGGUACUCAAGUCGCUGGAGGACUUCAAGCCGGAAUUGUUUGGUUUACCUGCGUAUGAUUAGUCUCUCAGCCAGUCUCCAGGCGCAGAGUGUGUGGGUUGGUUCUUCUUUCUCUGGUCUUGGUCGUGGGAGGAAGACCAUUCAUCCGUGCGGCCGGUGCCUUUUCAUCGAAUCCUUCCAAAUCGUUUUUACAAUUGCAACACCCGACGACCAGUGUAGUAUUCUGAUCCCCGACAGUAAAGUCAAGCUGGUACACAAAAAUGCUGGAGAAACUCAGCGGGUGCAGCAGCAUCUAUGGAGCGAA